Messenger RNA from Aspergillus steynii IBT 23096, 1443 nucleotides. Its product is annotated as ACL4 family protein. Gene Ontology annotation, molecular function: protein binding. The record is from RefSeq and is a predicted model, not a curated record. The transcript has 2 exons. Bases 156 to 1355 code for a protein of 399 amino acids. NCBI's taxonomy places the organism in Eukaryota, Fungi, Ascomycota, Eurotiomycetes, Eurotiales, Aspergillaceae.
ACAAAACAUCCCCUCCCCGUUUAUAUAUAUUUCUAUACGCGGUUUGAGUCAGAUUCUUCUCCUCCGAUUGCCUAUUCUUGGAAACUGAAUAGUACGUUUGCUUGUUGCAAUUUUUUUUCGAUUCAUAGAUUUUCUCUCUGUCCGGCGGUGAUAUCAUGGGUAAACCCAGACCUCAGAAAAAGAAGAAGACCUCUAAAUCCAAGUCCGUUCUCAGCGCCGGUGGCUCCGUUUCGAAACAGAAAAUGAACGAAGACCCUUCGAAGCUACUCGACCAAGCGACAAUCCUCCUUCAGACGGGACAGGCAGAUGGCGCGCUGGGGCUAGCCCAACAGGCCCUCGACAAUGCGCCGGCCAAUUCGCCCGCUCAGCUCUCCGCCCUGAACCUGGUCGGCGAGAUCUACGUCGAACUAGGAGACAUCGACGUUGCCCGGGAGCAGUUUUUGCGUGCGGUCGAGCUGGAUCCGGCCGGUACGAUACCCGAGUCCCAGGGCGGCGGGGCUGAAAAGUUCUUAUGGCUGGCGCAAUUGAGUGAAUCGGGAGGGAAAGACAGUGUGCAGUGGUUUGAGAAGGGCGUGUCUGCCCUCCGACAUACGAUCGAACAGCUGGAGGCCAAUGCCGGCCCGCAGAAUGCCAUUGAGUUGGACGGAAAGAAACGGAAGCUGGCCAAUGCCUUGUGCGGCGUUGCGGAGAUCUACAUGACCGACCUUUCGUGGGAGGAAGAUGCGGAAAGCCGGUGCGAAUUCUUAGUUACGGAAGCUCUCAAGGCCACCCCCAAGGCGCCCGAAGUGCUGCAGACCCUUGCCUCCAUCCGGAUUUCACAGCUGCGAACAGACGACGCCCGCGACGCACUCACGAGAAGUCUGGCGAUAUGGAAGGAUCUGCCUCCCGACGACCUCACCAUUCCGGACUUUGCGACCCGAAUCAGUCUGACCCGUCUGCUGAUGGAGGUCUCCAUGGAACUCGAGGCACUGGAGGUUCUGGAGCGUCUGAUCCUGGAAGAUGACCAGAGCGUGGAAGCAUGGUAUCUGGGAGGGUGGUGCCUCCAUCUUCUGGCGGAGAAGCAGCAGGCGGCCCCGAAGGAUGCCGAGGCAGACGAAUCCCCCGAAUCGAAACGACAGGCCUCGCUGGUGGCCAGCCGGGAAUGGCUCAAGCAGAGUCUGGCGCUCUACGAAGUGCUCCAGUACGAGGACGAACGGCUGAAGGAGCACGCCACGGAGCUGGUGCAGGAAAUGAACAAGGAACUCGGGGAGGAGAUGGACGAGGAGGAAGGCGAGGAAGGUGAAGAGGGCGAGGACUGGGAAGAUGAGGAGAUCGAGGCCGAGUCGGACGGGGACCACGAGAUGGCGGAUUCAUGAGGACCACGGGAUGUUAUGACAUGAUACCAAUUGAAAAAAGAUGCACCGAGAAUAGAUCUACGACCGUCCAUAGGAAAAUACAAGGGAC